UUUCUCCCUGCUCUGUUUGUUUGCCGAGAAAGAGUUGGGAAAAAUGAAGACUUGAUGUCUUUACUUCUAGCAAUUUCUGCUCUUAGACUCUUCGGAUUUUUCUUAUCUGCGUCUCGUGGACUGGCAAAUUAAUUUCUUUUGUUCAGUUUGAUUGAGUUCUGGCGCUGGGUUGACUUAUCUGGGUUAACUUUGAAAAUGUAUUGAUGUUGGUAUCAUGUUAUCUAUUUCUUUUGGUUGUUAGUAUGGAUUCCAUUACACUUAAAACUCCAGCAAACGGGAGCAUAUUUUCAUGUGUUUUCACGGAAUCCUGCCAAUUAUCCUUGAUUGGUUUAUUUCUGCGUGAGGUAAACUUUCCAAGAUACUAUUACACACUAUUGAGGUCAACUUUCUAAGAUACAGUUACGGCAUUACCCACUAUUUUGGCAAUUAACUGAAUCCCCCCAGUAAGAGAACAUGGUAAAUAAGUACAAUGUUCGUGGGACGGGAUGGAGGUUGUACCCAUGUCGGGUGGGACGAAGUGGAGAUGAUAAAAGGGUUUGAUUACAUCCAGGAGAGGUAUGCUUGAAGUGAAGCGACACUACAAUGUGUUACAUGAUCACUUGAAGUCUCAUUUCCCGUGGUUGCUUAUUUGGAGAAAAAGGGCUCCUCUCAGAGUCGUUUUCUUCACUUAACGUAUACGGCACUGGGGAAAAUUCUUACCUUGGAAAACUCUUUUACAUUGCGAGAGUGCCAACAUACUAUGGAGCAUAAUCUUCAAUCUCUUUGGGAUUUAAUUGUGUGAUGCCUUCGCAAGUUGGUUCUACUGUGUGUAUUUUGGUGUUUAUGGAGGGAAAGGAACCAGCAUUGCUUUGAGGAUUUUGAAAAGUUGGUGUCGGAGUUAAAGUCGUUUGUUUCACCUUGUAUCAUUGGACAAAGGCCCAUUAUGGUGCUCCUUUCUCCACAUCUAAUCUUCAAGAUUUUUUUAUAGCAGGAGAGCAUAUUCCUGUGGAAGAACUGGCUGAAAAUGUGGUGGAGAUGUACAUGGAGGAUGUGAAACUAAAGUUUGAAGAAAUCUUUGUCCCAUUUCAGGAACUAUGCAAGACAAGAAAGGUGGAAACUUUGCUUCUGGAGGAUAAUGAUCCUGCAACUGCACUUCUUAGAUAUAUAUCUGAGUCAAGAAUUCAGAGUUUAGUAUUGGGCUCUUGCUCCUUAAAUUUUGUUAUGAGGAAGCUAAAGGGACCAGGAGUACCGACAGCUGUUCUGAGAGGUGUUUCUGGCAGUUGCGAUAUUUAUAUUGUAUCUAGAUGCAAUAUACUUACAAAACCAGCUGGUUCCUCAUCCGCUGGUGAGACCAAUUCUAAGCAUGUGAUGUAUACUGAAAGAGAUUAUGGGGAAGUUUCCAGCGACAAUACUGAACAAAUAUCUGGGCUUCAUUCUCCCCAUGUAGAACCCAAGGUUCAAAAAAGCUUUGGAGCAUCAUCAAUAUCACAGCUUAGUUACCUGAAUUCUCAAACAUCAACAAAUAUGGAUUCUUCUGCAAAUGUGAAUUCUUCUGAAAAUGCCAGUUUAGAUCAGGAAGGGAAUCACCGCAACGUUGGAGGCGACAUUGAAACUAUCAAGCGCUGCAAUUCCUUCUUCUCUACAAUAUCUGGGCAGUCGGAUAUGCAAGCUGAAGUAGAACAACUGAGACUAGAAAUUCAGAAUACUGUUGCCUUGUAUGAACGAGCCUGUGAAGAGCUGGUUCAUGCUCAAAUCAAUGUCGAGUUACUUUCUUCUGAAUGCCUUGAAGAGGCUAGAAGAGUGAAUGCUGGUCUAGAAAGAGAAGAAGCUCUUAGAAAAAUUGCUGCUGAAGAUAAAGCCAAGUAUUUGGAAGCUAUAAAGGAGGUUCAGGAGGCAAAAAAGGUGCUUGCUAAAGAGGCUAAUGAAAGGAAGAUAGCUGAACUGAAUGCCCUCAAGGCUUCCUUAGGGAAACAGACAAUUGUUGAUGCACUAUUCUCUGGCGACUUGAGGUACAGAAGGUAUACUAGGGAUGAAAUAGAGGCAGCAACAGAAUUCUUCUCUGAGAGUAACGUGAUUGGUGAAGGUGGGUAUGGGAAAGUUUACAAGUGCAGUCUUGAUCACACUCCAGUAGCUGUAAAGGUUCUAAGUCAUGAUGCAACUGGCAAGAAAGAGGAGUUUCUCAAAGAGGUUGAAGUUCUAAGCCAGCUGCGCCAUCCCAACGUGGUUUUGUUGCUUGGAGCCUGUCCUGAGAGUGGUUGCCUGGUCUAUGAAUACUUGGAAAAUGGAAGCUUGGAGGAAUAUAUUUUCCAUCGAAAUGGGAAAGCACCACUUCCUUGGUUCGUUCGGUUCCAGAUAGUUUUUGAAGUAGCUUGUGGACUUGCAUUCUUACAUAAUUCAAAGCCAGAUCCAAUUGUCCAUCGAGAUCUCAAACCGGGUAAUAUCUUGUUAGACCGAAAUAAUGUGAGCAAAAUUGGAGAUGUUGGGCUUGCUAAACUUAUUUAUGAUGUCGUGCCUGACGAUGUCACGGAGUACAGAGAAUCAAUCCUUGCUGGCACACUUUGCUACAUGGACCCAGAAUAUCUUAGAACUGGCACCAUCCGACCCAAGUCAGAUUUAUAUGCUUUUGCGGUCAUAACCUUCCAGCUGUUAACAGGCCGGCAACCAAAUGGCCUGCCGUUGAUUAUUGAAAAUGCCAUUACAAACGACUCCCUUCCUGACAUCCUAGAUAAGUCAGUCAGAGAUUGGCCAUUGGCUGAAACAGAGGAAUUAACUCGAAUUGCACUGAGGUGUUCCAAACUCAGAUGCAGGGAUAGACCAGAUCUUGACACCGAAGUUCUGCCGGUCCUCAAAAGAGUUAGUGAAGUUGCAAAAGCUAGUUUGAGAAUAGAAAGAGAGAAUAUUUAUGCACCAAAGCACUACUUCUGCCCAAUCCUACAGGAAAUCAUGGAUGACCCACACAUUGCUGCUGAUGGUUUUACUUAUGAGCACGAAGCAAUUAAGGCAUGGCUCAAGAAACAUAAUGUAUCCCCUGUGACAAGACACAGACUCCAGCAUUUUACUUUAACUCCAAACCACACGCUACGUUCUGCCAUCCAGGAGUGGAGAUCACGUGUGACAUUUACACAUGCCUAGAAUUAUUAUAAGUAAUUGUUGUUGGUUUGUGCAA
Carya illinoinensis is the source of this 3145-nucleotide messenger RNA. Its product is annotated as U-box domain-containing protein 34-like. Gene Ontology annotation, biological process: protein phosphorylation; protein ubiquitination. Lineage: Eukaryota; Viridiplantae; Streptophyta; Magnoliopsida; Fagales; Juglandaceae. The record is from RefSeq and is a predicted model, not a curated record. The transcript has 9 exons. Gene Ontology annotation, molecular function: ATP binding; ubiquitin-protein transferase activity; protein kinase activity. Bases 1015 to 3111 code for a protein of 698 amino acids.